AUGGUGAGCGCUUCAUUAGCUCGUAACGUUGUUGGCAUUAUAGGGAACGUUAUCUCUUUCGGGUUGUUCUUCUCGCCAGCUCCAACUUUCUACAAAAUUAUAAAGAAGAAGGAUGUGGAGGAGUUCAAGCCUGAUCCAUACAUAGCUACUGUUUUGAAUUGUGCGUUUUGGGUAUUCUAUGGAAUGCCUUUUGUGCACCCAAACAGCAUCUUGGUUGUUACCAUCAAUAGUGUUGGCCUUGUUUUCGAGUUCGUCUAUCUUACCAUCUUUUAUUUAUAUGCAAAGAAAGAAGGAAGGAAGAAGAUGCAACUUUAUCUUUCUAUUGAGGCAAUUUUAUUUGCUGCCAUUGUUCUUACAACAAUGUUGGCACUACAUGGCACUACUAAAAGGUCAUUUUUGGUUGGUAUUCUAUGUGAUAUCUUCAACAUAAUGAUGUAUGUCUCUCCUCUUACCAUCAUGGCAAAGGUUAUAAAAACAAAAAGUGUGAAAUACAUGCCAUUCUGGCUCUCUUUGGCCAACUUCCUUAAUGGUUGUUGCUGGACAACAUAUGCUCUAAUACAUCCCUUUGACAUUUAUGUCCUGGUCAGCAAUGGCAUUGGAGCAAUCUCUGGAUUUGUUCAGCUCUUACUAUAUGCUUAUUUCUGGUGCAGGGGAGAAAAUAAUGAUGACAAUGAUGAUAAUCAUGUUUCAAAGUCAGCUAUGGCUGCAGUUUAA
This is a messenger RNA of Trifolium pratense (red clover), 714 nucleotides long. Its product is annotated as bidirectional sugar transporter SWEET7b-like. Gene Ontology annotation, biological process: carbohydrate transport. The transcript is spliced from 6 exons. Gene Ontology annotation, molecular function: sugar transmembrane transporter activity. The coding region runs from base 1 to 714 and encodes 237 amino acids. Gene Ontology annotation, cellular component: membrane. Lineage: Eukaryota; Viridiplantae; Streptophyta; Magnoliopsida; Fabales; Fabaceae. The record is from RefSeq and is a predicted model, not a curated record.